GUAUAUAUAUGAAGAGAUGAGUACUCCUUAAUUAGAACCCGAUCUUGUAAGUGUUUGUGAGAGUUAUAUAUGGCUCCUGUCGGAUUACCUCCAGGCUUCAGAUUUCAUCCAACAGACGAAGAACUAGUAAACUAUUAUCUGAAGAGAAAGAUCUGUGGUCAAGAAAUCGAGCUUGAUAUAAUCCCUGAGGUUGAUCUCUACAAAUGUGAGCCAUGGGACCUCGCAGAGAAGUCGUUUCUACCAAGUAGAGAUCCAGAAUGGUAUUUUUUCGGGCCACGUGACCGGAAGUAUCCAAACGGGUUUAGGACGAACCGAGCAACGAGAGGUGGAUACUGGAAAUCGACCGGGAAAGAUCGGAGAGUGACGAGUCAAAGCAGAGCGAUUGGGAUGAAGAAGACUUUGGUUUACUAUAGAGGAAGAGCUCCUCAAGGUAUACGUACGGAUUGGGUCAUGCAUGAGUAUCGUCUCGAUGACAAAGAUUGUGAUGAUCCCUCUUCGCUCCAGGACUCGUAUGCAUUAUGUCGGGUGUUUAAGAAGAACGGAAUAUGUUCGGAGUUGGAAACAGAACCGCAACUACAAAUGGGACAAUGUAGCUUCACGACGGUGUCAAUGGAGAUGAACUCCAAUAAUAUUAAUUAUAACAGUGAUAUUUACGAGGCAAUGUCGCCGGAAGUUGGAGCUUCCUCCGCCUGCGUAGAAGACAUCGUCGACGAUAAAGAUGACUCGUGGAUGCAAUUCAUCACAGAUGAUGCGUGGGACUCCUCAUCAAACGCUGCAGCUAUGGGACAUGGUCAAGGGGUUUAUUGACCAGUAAAGAACAAAGAGUAUUGAGAAAAAGAGAGAUUAUAGAACUAUUGAGUACACUUUUGUUGUACUUUAUCUAUAUAAUCGUUGAAAUAAAACCUCCGGGGGUAAGUGGUAUUUUGGAAAACUUAUAACUAAUUUUUUCUAAUUGUGGAGGGAAAUCAUGUGAUUUGAUUGAAUAUUAUUUUGUGUUUUUAUAUUUUUAUAUUUUUCCUGGGUUGAUGACGUUAUGUUAUCCAUUGAUUUGACAACUCUAUGGAUCAUUGGUACCUUUGUUCUAUUACCGCACAUGAGUGUAACCAGAUCCAAGUUAAUG
Messenger RNA from Brassica oleracea var. oleracea, 1120 nucleotides. Its product is annotated as NAC domain-containing protein 86. Bases 70 to 807 code for a protein of 245 amino acids. The transcript is spliced from 3 exons. Lineage: Eukaryota; Viridiplantae; Streptophyta; Magnoliopsida; Brassicales; Brassicaceae. Gene Ontology annotation, molecular function: DNA binding. Gene Ontology annotation, biological process: regulation of DNA-templated transcription. The record is from RefSeq and is a predicted model, not a curated record.